GGUCGGACUGGGCGGGUCCCGAGGGCCCUACCGAAAGUGGCGGUUUGCUGCUGGCGGUUACCUUGGAAUCCCGAGUAGUUUGAAUGUGUGGCGACCUGUGACCGGUACUUGGUCGGUGCUAUCUCAGCAGGAGUGGGACCCCCGAGGCCUCAGAAGCAGGCUUUUAUCUGCCUCGGGAUUCCCCGGCGUUCAGCGCUUCCCCCAUAACCGGAUAGCAGUUAUUUGGACUCUGCCUCAGACCCAGGGCUCACAGAUGCCAGGAAGGAUGGCUCCUCUCAAGAAGCCUCGAAAUGCCGCAAGGUUGCCCCUGGCUUUAAACUCCCUGAAGAGCAAGGACGUGUUGGCAGUGCUGGCUGAGAGGAACCAGGCUAUAGUGCCAGUUGGGGCCUGGGUGGAACCUGCCUUGCCAGAUAGUUCGGAGGUCCCAGCAUAUACUUCAGCAUCUAUAAUUGAAGAAGAACUAAAGGAACAGCUAAGAAAAAAGCAAGAAGCUCUGAAGAAUUUUCAGAGACAAGUCAAACACCGAGUAAAUCAACAGAUGAGGUUGAGAAGAAAGCAACAGCUUCAGAGAUCUUAUAAAGCAGCAGAAAAAGAAGGCUCUAUAGCCAUGCAGUCCGCAGACCCAGCACAUUUAACUCCUAAAAGAACAAGUGUUUUUCCAAAGAACUUGAAUGCUGCUAUUGGAAGUACUAGGUUACCUCCUUCCCAGAUGCGUGGGGAUGGACUAGACGAUAGAGAGAAUCAGAAUGAAUUAUUCCAACAACAAGCCCAGGCUCUUAGCCAAACCAUGAAACAGGCCCGUCACCGACUGGCAUCAUUUAAGACUGUGAAUAAAAAAAAUGCGUCAGUGUUUCCAGAUGGUGGAAGAAAAACCUUUUCCCCCCAAGAGGAACCUGACACUGAGGAAUCUUCAUCUAUUUUGAUAGAUAAGAAAGGGAGAGAAAACUUGUUUUGGGGAGACCAACAGGAUCUCCUUUCUGAAGACAGGGACCAACCUUUCAGCAGAGUUCAGAAAAUACAAUUCAACACUCCAUUAUUUGCUGUGACAAAAGAGGAAGAGCAGAAGCAGUUAGAUCUUCAAGGCCUUCAGGAUAUUCUGCCAGAAGCCCAGGAUUAUCUUCCAGAAGCCCAAGGUGAUCUGCUGAAAACCCAGGGUGAUUUGACAGGAGUCCAUGGUGUUGAGCUAGAAGCCAAGAGUACUGAGCCAAGGCCCAGUACCCAGGCUGUUGAGGUGGAAGGCCAAGCCAUUGAGCCUGAAGCCCAGGCUGUUGAGCCUGAAGCCCAGGCCACUGAGCCUAAUGCUCAGGCUAUUAAGGGAGAAACUCAGGAUGUUAUGCCAGAAGCCCAGAAUAUUGAACUAGAAGAUGGGAAUAUUGUGUCUGAAGUCCAAGAUUUGCUACCUGAAGAACAGUGUGUUCUUCCCAAAGACCAGAAUAUUCUACUCAGAUGUCAGGACCAGGACUUUCUACCUAAAAACCAGGAUUUUCUACCCAAAGACCAAAAUAUUCUACCCAAACGUCAGGACCAGCAUGUUUUCUCUGAAGACCAGAAUAUUCAAUACAAAUUUCAGGACCAGGAUUUUCUACCCAGAGACCUGUGUGUUUUCCCCAGAGUACAGGAUUUUCUGCCCAGAGAUCAGAAGGUGCAUUUGAUGCAGCCAACAUCUAUUUUGAUAGACAGGAGAGGGAGAGAGGCGUUUCCCCUGGAUGUCCAUGAGGAUCUUCUACACAGCAGUCAAGAUCAGGCCUCCAUCAGGGACAAGAAAGUACGCUUCAAGGAGUUAUAUUCUGAUAUGUCAAGUGAGAAAGGGAGAGAAGGCUUUUCUCUGGCAAGUUAUCAGUAUCUGCCUCCUCAACUCCAGGACUCUACCUUCAUCAGAGAUCAGAACAAGUACCUCAAGCAACCUGCAUCCUUUGAGAAAUGGGAGAUUGAACGGGGAAUUGCUUCUGGAGUGCCAUCGCACAGGAACUCUGGGCAAGCUUUACAUAAUAUGACAGAUGAGCGAUGGAGAAAGGAGUUAUUUCUGGAGUGCUGUGAAUGUGUUUUACAUGAUAUCCAGGAUCCAAGUUCUGCCAGAGAGCAGACCUUACACUUCAGGCAGCAGCCAUCUGUUGGGACAGCAGAAAGACGGCAAGAGGAUUUGUUUCUGGAUGGCUGUCAGCAACUUCCACCCAAGCACCAGAGAGAAGCUUCUAGCAGAAGACAGGUGUAUAGUGAAUAUCAGUCAAGAUUGAACACUGAAUUCCAAAUUCCACUGGCACUUCAGUCUGGAGUAGAUCAAGAAGAAGACAAGAAAGAGCGUCAAAAGCAGUACCUCAGAUAUAGACGACUUUUCAUGGAUAUUGAAAGAGAACGAGUAAAAGAACAACAGAGGCAAAAAGAACAUCAAAAGAAAGCUGAAAAAAUUAAAAAAAAGAAAGAGCAGCAGCGUUAUGCCAAAGAACAGAGGAUACUAAGAAUGAACUUUCUUGAAGAGUCACGUUCAGGAGAGAAGAUGAGUGACAUUAUGGCCCAGCUACAGCUUGAGGAAGUCAAAGGAGCCAGAGAAAAACAACAACAGAGAGAGAAGGAAUGCCAAAGAUAUACAGAGGCUCUAAGAGCGCAGAUCCAGGAGAAAAUGCGGCUGUAUAAUAUUACGUUACCUUCACUGUGCUGCUGUGGUCCUGAUUUUUGGGAUGCGCAUCCUGAUACCUGUGCCAACAAUUGUAUUUUCUAUAAAAACCCUAGAGCGUAUACCCGGGCGCUACACUCGGUCAUCAACUCCUGUGACAUCCCUGUGGGGAGCUCAGCUCUUCAAGUCGCCAUGCACAAUUCGGCUUCUGCACACAGACGGGCUCUGAAAAAUAUGUAAUGAGGAUCUGAACCCAACUGUUAGUAUUUCAGUCUUCACUUAAAACCAACACCAAGAGAUUAUUCAGGAAAAACUGAUGAAGUGUGUAAGAUAUGUAAUCUAGAAGAAAAGACUACCCACGUAACAGCCAGCUCUAUAAUUAGAUCAAAACCAUUGUUUCAGUCUCUGCUUGGGACUGAAAUUGGAAGAUGAUUCCAAGCUUGUGUUUUUGCUGUGAACUGUACAGAGUCUCUUGUUUGUUAAAAUGAUCAGUCAGACCAGUAAGAUUUUUUUACUUAGCUCUGCUCUGAUUAGAAGAGAUCAUGAGAAAUCAUUGAUAUGAUCUCAUUUAUUGUCUUUUUAAGACUGUAUCUUUGAGUCUUGACAAAACUGAAAAUGUCUGGAGAAAACAAAUGUCUAGAUAAAAAGAUGAUGAAAUGGGUUUCUGAGCCUCCGUGGCCAUUUACGUUGCCAUUAGCUUUUCUAGUUGUAUGUAACGAUUAGAGAUGAAAAGAAUCUGAAUUUGAUGCAUUUUUUUUUCUCAAAAAUUUUCUCUCUUACCUUUUAACCCAUUUGGUGCCAGUGGACACAGUACUUUAUACUUUUAUAAUUUUUUAUUAUAAAAACAAGGUGAAUAAACCCUCUGUCUUUUGAGCUUCUUCUAUGUGAAAUAAUUGUGAGUGACAUUUCAGAGUAAAUCUGAAGUCAAAAUGAGUAAAGUCCUGCCUUAUUUCCCUAUCUUUUAAAAAUCUGGUGAAUGGCAUACCUACAGAACAGAUGAAAUAAAAAUUACUAUAGUUAGUAUGAAUUUGUUAUCUCUUCAUUGAUUUCCUGACAUAAAAUAUGGAAAGGUUUAGUAUUGAAUUAAAGAUACUGAGAAUUUCUUUUUCCAACUUUCUCUAAUGAUCAGUGUUGAAGAAGCACAUAGGUUACAUCUUAAAAAACUCCUGAACAUCUAGCCAGGUCAUCAAAAAUAAGCAUGAAAAUUACCUGUAUGACCAGAUUGACUGGUUAUUUAGCCAGGUUAAUGAUCCAGUUCAGUCAAAAUCUUUAAGGAUUUAUAUCCAUGAUUCAGCUUUUAAGAGUUGUAUUUCUAACAGUUUUAUUGAGAUAUAAUUCAUAUACCAUAUAAUUAACCCAUUUGAACUGUGCAAUUCAGUGGUGUUUAGUAUAUUCUAGGAUUGUGCAACCAUCACCACUGUCAAAUUUUAGAAUAGUUUUGUCAUUCUAAAGAGAUGCCCCCUAAUCUAGCAAUCCCACCUCUGGGUAUGUAUUUAAAAUAAUUGGAAGCGGGAUCUGGAACAGAUAUUUGCAUACGCAUGUUCAUGGCAGUAUUACUCACAGUGGCCAAGAAGUGGAAGCAACCCAAGUGUCUGCCAACAAGUGAAUGGAUAAACAAAAUGUGGUCUCUACAUACAGUGGAAUAUUAUUCAGCCUUAAAAAGGAAAGAAGUGCUAUCCCAUAAUAUAAUAUGGAUAAGCCCUGUGAACAUGCUGAGUGGAGUAAACCAGUCGUGAAAAAUGCAGUAUGAGUCCGCUUAUAUGAGGAACUUAGUCAAAUUCUUAGAGACAGAAGCUAGAAUAAUAUUGCCAGAGUCUGGGGAGAGGAGGAAAUGGGAAGUUGUUGAUGGUAGAGUUUCGGUUUUUGCAAUAUGGAAAAGUCCAUGAGAUCUUCAACAGUGUAAAUCUACUUAACAUGACUGAAUUCUACACUUAAAAACAAUUAUAAUGGUAAACUUUA
Suricata suricatta (meerkat) is the source of this 4570-nucleotide messenger RNA. It is a transcript of the gene CCDC15, whose product is annotated as coiled-coil domain containing 15. Gene Ontology annotation, cellular component: centrosome. NCBI's taxonomy places the organism in Eukaryota, Metazoa, Chordata, Mammalia, Carnivora, Herpestidae. The transcript is spliced from 17 exons. Bases 254 to 2851 code for a protein of 865 amino acids. The record is from RefSeq and is a predicted model, not a curated record.